AUGUUCCCAGGUGUGUCCCCCAGCCGCACAGGUGAGUGCCGCCCCGUGUGCCGCCAGGGCUGCGCCAACGGCACCUGCCUGGAGCCCGACAGGUGUGCCCAGGUGUGCCCCGGGUGUGCCCCAGGUGUGUCCCCCAGCCGCACAGGUGAGUGCCGCCCCGUGUGCCGCCAGGGCUGCGCCAACGGCACCUGCCUGGAGCCCGACAGGUGUGCCCAGGUGUGCCCCGGGUGUGCCCCAGGUGAGUGCCGCCCCGUGUGCCGCCAGGGCUGCGCCAACGGCACCUGCCUGGAGCCCGACAGGUGUCGCUGCCACUUCGGCUUCGUGGGCGGGGACUGCGCCACGCCCUGCGCCUGCAACGGCCACAGCGACUGCGCGGGGCCCGCGGCCCGGGACACCUGCCUCAGGUGCAUGAACCACACCCAGGGCCCGCAGUGCCAGCAGUGCCGCCCGGGCUUCGUUGGCUCCGCCCUCUCCGGGGCCCGCAGUGCCAGCAGUGCCGCCCGGGCUUCGUUGGCUCCGCCCUUUCCGGGCCCGCAGUGCCAGCAGUGCCGCCCGGGCUUCGUUGGCUCCGCCCUCUCCGGGGGCACCUGCCUCCCGUGCCGCUCCUUCUGCCGCGGCCGCGCCGACGUCUGCGUGAGCCGCGCCCAGCUGGAGCGGCACCGGCGCGACCCCGACAGGCACCCGCUGGAGGCACACCUGCUGCACACCUGGGUGUCGGAGGGCCCCAGCGAGGCGCAGGCCGUGUGCGUCAACUGCCAGAACAACAGCGUGGGCGACAGGUGCGACACCUGCCGGGCGGGCUUCUUCAUGCUGGACGGCACCUGCACCAGGUGCCAGUGCAACGGGCACGCCGACACCUGCAACGAGCUGGACGGCACCGGGUGCCCGUGCCAGAACAACACCGAGAGCGGCGCCUGCCCCGACCGCAGGGACUGCUACCGGCACCAGUGCUCCAAGUGCCGCGACUCCUUCCAGGCCACCCGGUGGGUGGCCAGCAGUGUUACCGCGUGCUCUCGGUGGAGCAGGAGUACUGCCUGGACCCCGCGUCCCAGAGCCUCUGCUUCCCGCCGCCGCAGCGCCGCCCGCUGCCGCCCGGCCCGCUCGGUGCCCUUCGCCGUGCAGCCCAAGUUCACCAACGUGGACAUCCGCGUCACGCUGGACGUCACCUUCGGCGCCGUGGACCUCUACGUGGCCACCGCCUACGACACCUUCGCCGUGGACGUGGAGCCGGGCACCGGGCGCCACCGCGUCCGCCUGCAGGCGCCCGGCGGCACCAACGGUGGUGGUGGUGGGACCUUUGGGGGCUUUGGGAGCUCAGGAACGUCAGGAACCGGUGGUGGGACCAGUGGGACCUUUGGGACCUCAGGAACCGGUGGUGGCACCUUUGGGACCUUUGGGACCUCAGGAACCGGUGGUGGGACCUUUGGGGGCUUUGGGAGCUCAGGAACGUCAGGAACUGGUGGUGGGACCUUUGGGGGCUUUGGGGGCUCAGGAACCGGUGGUGACGCCUCAAGAACUUCAGGAACCGGUGGUGGGACCGGUGGGAGCUUUGGGAGCGGUGGUGGCACCUUUGGAGCUUUGGUGGUCAAGGAGAGGGCACCUUCAAGACCUCAGGAACCGGUGGUGGCACCUUUGGGACCUUUGGGACCUCAGGAACCGGUGGUGGCACCUCAAGAACCUCAGGAGCCGCAGGUGACACCUUUGGGACCUUUGGUGGCACCUUUGGGACCUCCUGGACCGGUGGUGGCACCGGUGGUGGUGGUGGUGAUGGUGGCACCUUUGGUGGGACCUUUGGUGGCCCUGGAGAUGCUGGGGCUGCUCCCACUGCUCCGACCGGCCUGGCCGGAAGUUCUGGAGCUCCUGGAGCUGCUCCCGGUGGCCAAAGUGGUCACAGUGGUGGCCCUGGAGGUGCCAGAGGUGACUCUGGUGGUCACAGUGGUGGCCCCAGAGCUUCUGGUGGUCCAGGAGCCAACCCCAGUGGCCAAAGUGGUCACACUGGUCACACUGGUCAAGGUGAUGACCCCAGAGCCUUUGGUGGCCCCAGAGGUGAUUUCAGUGGUCACACUGGUCACGGUGACCACCUUGGUCACUCCGAUGACCCCAGAGCCUUUGGUGGCCCUCAGAUCCACCUUGGUGGCCCAACUGGUCACACUGGUCAUGGUGGUCACGGUGGUCAAGGUGAUGACCCCAGAACUUUUGGUGGCCCUCAAACCCACCUUGGUGGCCCAACCGGUCACUCUGGUCAAGCUGAUGACUCCAGAAGUUUUGGUGGCCCUCAAACCCACCUUGGUGGCCCAACUGGUCACGCUGGUCAUGGUGGUCACGGUGGUCAAGGUGAUAACCCCAGAGCCUUUGGUGGCCCAGAGUGGUCAAGCUGAUGACCCCAGAAGUUUUGGUGGCCCUCAAACCCACCUUGGUGGCCCAACUGGUCACUCUGGUCAUGGUGGUCACGGUGGUCAAGGUGAUGACCCCAGACCCUUUGGUGGCCCCAGAGGUGAUUUUGGUGGCCAAACCGGUCACAGUGGUCACUCUGGUCACUCCGGUGACCCCCGAGCCCUGGGUGACCCCCAGCCCCAGCCGGUUGUCCCCACGCCCGGCCCGGGCGUCCCCGCGCUCCUCGAGGAACGCGCCCAGGGCUUGGUCACCUACCUGACCGUCGCCCACCCCGUGCCCGCCCUGGUGGUCCGGGGCGUCCGCGACCGCCUGGUCCUCACCUACCCCCACCAGGCCCACCCGCUCAAGUCCACCCGCUUCUACCUGCUGGUCCUGGGCGGCCCGGAACCUUCUCAGGGGCUGCUGUUCUUCAGGCAGGACCAGGCCCACAUCGACCUCUUCGUCUUCUUCUCGGUCUUCUUCUCGUGCUUCUUCCUCUUCCUGGCCGUGUGCGUGCUGCUCUGGAAGGCCAAGCAGGGCCUGGACGCGCGGCACGAGCGGCGGCGCCACCGCCAGGAGAUGUCCAAGAUGGCGGCCAGGCCCUUCGCCAGGGUCACCGUGUGCUUCCAGCCCUGCUGGGGCCACCAGCAGAACCUGCUGGAGAUGGGCGCCACGAGGGGUUCCGGGGGCGGGAACCAGAGUUACGGAGGUGGGAACCAAAGUUACGGAGGUGGGAACCAAAGUUAUGGAGGUCAUCAAGGUUCUGGAGGGGGGAACCAAAGUUAUGGAGGUGGGAACCAAAGUUAUGGAGGUCACCAAGGUUCUGGAGGUGGGAACCAAAGUUAUGGAGGUGGGAACCAAAGUUAUGGAGGUCAUCAAGGUUCUGGAGGUGGGAACCAAAGUUACGGAGGUGGACAUCAAAAUUCGGGUGGUUAUCAAAGUUUUGGAGGUGGGCAUCAAAGUUUGGGUGGUGGGAACCAAAGUUACGGAGGUGGGAACCUAAGUUACGGAGGUGGACAUCAAGGUUCUGGAGGUGGGAACCAAAGUUAUGGAGGUUAUCAAGGUUCUGGAGGCUAUCAGAGUUCUAGAGGUGGACAUCAAAGUUCUGGAGAUCAUCAAAAUUUUGGUGGUUAUCAAAGUUCUGCAGGUGGGAACCAAAGUUAUGGAGGUGGACACCAAAAUUUUGGUGGUUAUCAAGGUUCUGGAGGUGGACACCAAAGUUUUGGAGGUUACCAAGGUUCUGGAGGUGGGAACCAAAGUUUGGGUGGUGGGAAUCAAAGUUACGGAGGUGGGAACCAAAGUUCUGGAGGUGGACAUCAAAACUCUGGUGGUCAUCAGAAUUUGGGUGGUGGAAAUCAAAGUUUUGGGGGUGGAAAUCAGAAUUUUGGGGGUUAUCAAAAUUUUGGGGGUGGAGAUCAAAGUUCUCGGGGUGGAAAUCAAAGUUCUGGCGGUUAUCAAGGUUCUGGAGGUGGAAAUCAAAAUUUUGGGGGUGGAAAUCAGAGUUUUGGGGGUGGGAAUCAAAGCUUUGGGGGUUCUCAAGGUUCUGGAGGUGGACACCAAAGUUUUGGGGUCAGAGAGAGGAAUUUGGGGUCGGGCCACCAAGAUUUGACAUUUGGCCACCAAGAUUUGGAGCUGGGCCCCCAAAAUGUCAAAUCCGGGAACCAAAAUUCGCCCCUGGAGCCCCAAAAUCCCCAAAAUUCACCCUCGGGGGGUCCAAACCCUCCAGCCCAACCUCGGGACCCCCAAAAUCCUCUCGGAGACCCCCAAAAUUCUCAGUUUGGCCACCAAAUUUCACCUGGGGACCCCCAGAAUCAUUUUGGCCACCGAACUUCACCUCUGGACCCCAAAAUUUCACCUUCAGACCCCAAAACUUCACCUCCGGACCCCCAAAAUCCUCUCCGGGACCCCAGAAUUUCAUCUUCGGACCCCAAAAUUUCAGCUUUGGACCCCCAAAAUCUCCGUUUUGGCCACCAAACUUCACCUCUGGACCCCAAAUUUUCACCUCUGGACCCCAAAUUUUCACCUCUGGACCCCCAAAAUCCUCUCCGGGACCCCAAAUUUUCCCCUCUGGACCCCCAAAAUCUCCGUUUUGGCCACCAAAACCCCACUUUGGACCCCAAAUUUUCCCCUCCGGACCCCCAAAAUCGCCACCUUCCCCCCCAAACCUCCCCUUCGGACCGCCCCAAUCUCCGUGCGGGCCCCGCCGCCCCCCGGCACCCCCCGAAAUCCUCAUUGGUGCCGCCCAAGGCGGGGGCGGGGCCGGCGCGGCGGGGGGCGUGGCCUGGCGGGAAGGGGGCGGGGCAGGGGGCGGGGCCGGUGACGUUGGAGCCGACCGAGGACGGCGUGGCCGCGGUGGCGACGCUGCUGCUGCAGCUGCCGGGGGCGCCCGGGGGCCCCCCCAGGGCCGCGCUGGGCUCGGCGCUCGUGGCCCUCAGGGGGGCGGAGCUCGCGGGGGGGGGCGGGGCCGGGGGGCGGGGCCAGCAACAGGAAAGGGGGGGGAGGGGCGGCCUUAGAGUUGACCUCCAUGGGGAUCUAAAAAUUGGGGCCCCGGGGGCCCCCCCAGGGGCCGCGCUGGGCUCGGCGCUCGUCGCCCUCAGGGGGGCGGAGCUCGCGGGGGGGGGGCGGGGCCAGGGGGCGGGGCGGGGGGCGGGGCCAGCAACAGGAAAGGGGGGGGAGGGGCGGCCUUGGAAUUGA
Melospiza melodia melodia is the source of this 5067-nucleotide messenger RNA. It is a transcript of the gene MEGF8, whose product is annotated as multiple EGF like domains 8. The record is from RefSeq and is a predicted model, not a curated record. Lineage: Eukaryota; Metazoa; Chordata; Aves; Passeriformes; Passerellidae. The transcript is spliced from 13 exons. The coding region runs from base 1 to 5067 and encodes 1688 amino acids.